This is a messenger RNA of Erythranthe guttata (spotted monkey flower), 711 nucleotides long. Lineage: Eukaryota; Viridiplantae; Streptophyta; Magnoliopsida; Lamiales; Phrymaceae. The record is from RefSeq and is a predicted model, not a curated record.
UAGAAUUUUGUUAGUCAAAAUUAUAUUAAUUUAUAGAUGUAUAUAAAUUUCCUAACACGCAUUGCAAUAAAAUCCUAAUUUUAGGAGAACGAGAUGAUGUCACUUAUGGGAUCAGGAGGCAAUUUCUCUCCACUGCCGACGAUGCCUCAAUUACCAGCCGGAAUCCAGAUUCCAACCCAUCCUCAAUUCCCGCCAAAUGACGAUCCAACUGGAAUUGAUUACGGGUUCGGAAUGGGAAUGGGAAUGGGAAUUCCGACGAACCACUCGGGGUUACUUAAUUAUCCAUAUGCAAUGGAAUCACCCGUCUCGGGAUUAUCUGCAACAUCGUCUUCAUCACGUCGAUUAGUACCGGAACCAGCUCAUUCUUCAAUUCAAAAUUAUCCAGGGGAUUAUGUAAUUCCACCAUGGCAUGGAAUCAGCUUUCCGACCUCUGUAUCCCAAUGUACAACUAGUCCAGCACAAGGUACAACCCCAGCUGGAGUGCUACCAAGUCAACUCCUAGACAAUGUUGCUAGGGAAAGCCGGUCCAGCCACUCUGGAUCGAGCGAACGGGACACUAGCAGUUCAAUUGCAAAAUUCCAAGGUUACCCCUAAAAUCGGCACACUAUGUAGUGGGUUGGAGAAAAAUGCAAGUCCUUUUUGGGUAUUUGGUUUUAGGACAAAGAGAUACAUGACUGUACAUAUAUGUUUUUUGUUAUUCUUUUUCUUUUA